Messenger RNA from Cucurbita pepo subsp. pepo (vegetable marrow), 635 nucleotides. RefSeq names its product copper transport protein ATX1. Gene Ontology annotation, molecular function: metal ion binding. Lineage: Eukaryota; Viridiplantae; Streptophyta; Magnoliopsida; Cucurbitales; Cucurbitaceae. The record is from RefSeq and is a predicted model, not a curated record.
ACCCGACCCAUUAGACAGAGUCUAUUAAAGCCCCGUGAAAGCCCGGCAAAACCCAGUAGCGCAGAGAUCGGCGAGGGCGAAUUUUCGAUUGCAUUUUCGUUCGUUUCUCUUCUGAAUUUCUGUAAUCUGUAACGAUGUCUCAGACUACUGUCCUCAAGGUUGCUAUGUCAUGUCAGGGCUGUGUUGGAGCCGUCAAAAGGGUCUUGGGGAAACUGGAAGGUGUCGAAACAUUUGACAUCGACAUAGAUGCACAAAAGGUGACUGUGAAAGGCAAUGUGAGUCGCGAUGUAGUUUUCCAAACCGUUUCGAAAACUGGGAAGAAGACUGCCUACUGGGAAGACGACGCCCCAGCAGCAUCUGCUCAGACUGUGGCUGCUGCUUAAAAUUUACUCCAUGGAAAUUUGCUGUUCAUUGCGUAAGGUCUUUGCUUCCUGAAGCUAAUAAUGUUGUAAUAGUACGUGAACUUGGCAAUUUAGUCUUGUAAUAUUUUUAUUGGAGCGUCUUUUGCAUGACCUUCUACCUUAAAACUUAUCUUUAUUCUACAGAUACGUUUUUGUUUUGCCCCAAUUGUUUGUUCAUUUUGACCUUUGCUUUUGAGAUGAUUGAUGAUUUAAUGAAGAAUGCCUUCCAUGGCU